AUGAAGGAAAAAUUGUUGAUAUUAAUUAACCAUUUAUUUUUUUAUCCCCACCUUAUUUACAUUAUAAUCUCGUUCAUCUUAAUUCUUUGUUUCUUCUUCUUUUCCUUCUCCUCUUCCUUCUUCUUUUUCUUUUUCUUUUCCUUCUCCUCUUCCUUCUUCUUUUUCUUCUUCUUUUCCUUCUUCUUUUGCUUCUUUAUUUCAACCUGUUUAAUCCUUUCCAUUUCAUCUUCUUCAUUUUUUUCUUUUUUUCUAUCGCGGGUUCUUUCUUUACAUGAAAUCAUUCCUUUCCUUUUUCAUGUUUUCUUUCAUCAUCUUUUUCUUCUUCACUUCGUUCUUGUUCGUUUUCUUUUACUUCUUCACCCUCUACUUCUCCUUUUUCUUCUUCGUUUCUUUAACCUUACUUUUCUUUUUCUUUCUCUUCUUCUUGUUUUUUCUCUUCUUCUUUUACUUCUUCCUCUUCUUCAUUUCCUUCUUCUUUUUCUUUUACUACUUCUUCCUCUUUUUUUAUACUUCUUUCUCUUUUUAUUCUUCUUUUACUUCUUCUACCUCUUCUUUUCUUCUUCUUCACUUACUUCUUGUUCCUCUUCUUUUUCAUCAUCUUCGCCUUCCAUCUUUUAUCUUCACUCGUCGAAACAUUCAUUAUGUCCAUCCAAUGACCAGUGUCCCACCGCCGCAGCACCUUGGCAGGACGUUCUCUGA
This is a messenger RNA of Acanthosepion pharaonis, 699 nucleotides long. Lineage: Eukaryota; Metazoa; Mollusca; Cephalopoda; Sepiida; Sepiidae. The record is from the annotation of a GenBank genome assembly.